Sporothrix brasiliensis 5110 is the source of this 942-nucleotide messenger RNA. RefSeq names its product 26S proteasome regulatory subunit N10. Gene Ontology annotation, biological process: proteasome-mediated ubiquitin-dependent protein catabolic process. Gene Ontology annotation, molecular function: polyubiquitin modification-dependent protein binding. Gene Ontology annotation, cellular component: nucleus; cytosol; proteasome regulatory particle, base subcomplex. NCBI's taxonomy places the organism in Eukaryota, Fungi, Ascomycota, Sordariomycetes, Ophiostomatales, Ophiostomataceae. The transcript is spliced from 2 exons. The record is from RefSeq and is a predicted model, not a curated record. Bases 1 to 942 code for a protein of 313 amino acids.
AUGCCGAUGGAAGCGGUCAUGAUCCUCGUGGACAACAGCGAGAGCAGUCGGAACGGCGACUACCACCCGACGCGGUUCGAGGCGCAGUCCGAUGCGGUCGGCGUCGUGUUCCGGCACAUUACAAACGGCAACCCCGAGUCCGAGGUGGGCCUGAUGAGCAUGGCCGGCAAAGGCCCCGAGGUGCUCGUGACGAUGACGACCGAGCAGGGCAAGAUCCUUGAGGGCCUGCACCGGACGAAGAAGAAGAUCCAGGGCGAGGCACAUCUGAUGACGGCGCUGCAAGUUGCACUGCUCGCUCUCCGCCAUCGCAAGAACAAGACGCAGCGCACGCGCAUCGUGGCCUUUGUGUGCUCGUCGGUGCCCGAGGACGACAAGUCGCUGCUGACGCUGGCCGGCAAGCUCAAGAAGAACAACGUGUCAGUGGACUUUGUUGUGUUUGGCGACCUUGACGACGAGACGCAGCACAAGCUUUCCAAGUUCAACGAGAAGGUCAAGGGCAGCGAGGGCAGCCACAUGGUCGUGAUCCCGCCGAGCGGCAACCUGCUGAGCGACCAGCUCAAGCAGACGCCACUGCUGGCGCGCGAGGGUGCCGGUGACGGCGGCGCGGGCGGCGGCUUUGGUGGCGAUGCGGGCGGCGGCGCAGCAGGCGGCGGCGGUGGCGAGUUUGACGAGUUCGGCUUCGACCCUUCGACGGAUCCUGAGCUGGCGUUGGCGCUGCGCAUGAGUAUGGAGGAGGAGAACGCGCGGCAACAGAAACGGCAGCGCGAAGAGGCCGAGGCGGCGGCCAAGACGGCGUCGCUGGAGUCGGUCAAGGAGGAAGACGAGUCUGCAGAACCGCUGCUGAACAAGACGGGCGGACCGAGUGGCAAGGGCGGCGAUGACACCGAGGACGACGAGCCUACGAAGAAGGGGAGCAAAGACGACUCGAUGGACACGUCAUAG